Molecule: messenger RNA, 2163 nt
Organism: Spodoptera litura
Lineage: Eukaryota; Metazoa; Arthropoda; Insecta; Lepidoptera; Noctuidae
Gene: aop
Product: ETS variant transcription factor anterior open
Biological process (GO): cell differentiation; regulation of transcription by RNA polymerase II
Cellular component (GO): nucleus
Molecular function (GO): DNA-binding transcription factor activity, RNA polymerase II-specific; sequence-specific DNA binding
Source: RefSeq, a predicted model, not a curated record
CUCCACCGCAUCAUCAGUCCGCGUCGGAGAGUUGCCCGCGACGCUUGUCUGCGAGCUCGAUCCCUCAGAUACGCUGCUGGUUUACGGCGAGCCGUAACACGACACGUUUGGAGGGACCGCCGCUGCUUCGCGUGUGCCUGGUGCUCUGUGAACACUGGAUUCUGUGCUACAAGUGUUUGUGACAAUGUACAUGUGCUGAUUUACCAAGUUACGGUCUACAUAUAGGAUUUUGACGACGCAACCAGUUCCGGAUCAGCUCAGCCGACACAGUCGUGAUGAAAGUUGUCAGUCUCCAACUGCCGUCGGGGCCGAGCAUGGAGCGGCUACCGCUACCAUUCAGCCCAACGGAGUUACUAUGGCGAUACCCUCUACCAUGGGCCCCUCCACCACCCUCACCGCUCGGUGAUGCCAAGGCCCAACUGCCAGCUGGUCUUCCUCCAGAACCAAGAUUAUGGACUAGGGAAGACGUUGCUGUUUUCCUGAAAUGGUGCGAAAGGGAAUUCGAUUUGCCGAAUUUCGAUAUGGAUCUCUUCCAAAUGAAUGGUAAGGCUUUGUGCCUUUUGACGAAAACUGACUUGGGUGAACGUUGUCCUGGUGCUGGUGAUGUAUUACAUAAUGUCCUGCAAAUGCUAGUACGAGAUGCAGCAUUGCUUGGCAGAGUACCAUCGUCUCCAGUGACACCUACAGCUCGUGCAGCGCCUUAUCCACCAUCCCCACAUUCUCACCCCCCUACUCCAACAUGGGCUGUCGACAGCUUUCACCAUUUCCAUAGCGCUGCGGCAGCGGCUGCCCAGCCGAAUUCUGUGACUUUAAGUCCAGCCCCAUCAGUAGACAGUUCAGGAAGCCCACAAAGAGGAGAAGCUGUUAAUUAUGCCCCGAACUAUGCACCUUCUAUGCCUGCUACAACGCAGGCGGCAAGUUCAGGAAGCAAUCAUUCUGAUUCGGAUGAAGAAGCUCAAUUCGCGCCACCACCACGAUCCCCUAAGGAUGCGCCAUUAUCCAGCCCGGCACCACAGCCUCACCCAGCGCCACAGCACUCACAUUACAGAGCUCAACAUAGGGAAUUCUUCCCGAACGACAUGCCAGAGUCCAAUACAAAUGGAAGAUUACUUUGGGACUUCCUACAACAGCUAUUAAAUGAUCCCUCUCAGCGGUACACCAAUUACAUUGCAUGGAAAAAUAGAGAAACUGGAGUAUUUAAAAUUGUAGAUCCUGCUGGAUUAGCAAAGCUGUGGGGAAUCCAGAAGAAUCACCUUUCCAUGAAUUAUGACAAAAUGUCACGUGCUUUGAGAUACUACUACCGCGUUAAUAUUCUUCGAAAAGUGCAAGGCGAAAGACAUUGCUACCAGUUUUUAAGAAAUCCAACUGAACUGAAGAACAUCAAAAAUAUUUCAUUGCUGCGACAACAAAUGAGUCCCACGAGGGUGGUACCUCAAGCUGUCGUGAAGACGGAAAUGAAGGAAGAACGGUGCGACGAAGAACCUGUAGAUGAAGACAUGCCUACUGACCUGAGUAUGGCAGCAUCAGAGCCGUGGCGGAAACGUGCGCGACCGGAUCCCAAUCCGGUUCAGCCGCCUCAUGAUAAACACCACAUUAGUGCUCUUAUUGGUGAAAACAUGAUGAUGAAACGGGAAUCAGAAUACGCCACUGAACAUUACGCGCUUAAUCUUAAAAGUGAAAAAUGUGAACAAUGAUUAUAAAAGACUUGAAUCGUGGGACACUUAUCAGUGCAAAACGCAUUUUUUGCAUAUUCAGUAUGCAACCAGCUCCACCCACUAAAAUUCUAGUCAAAUUCCUCUCAGAAAGGAUAUUUAAGUCUUCCUCUAAAAAUAUUAACGUACUUGAUGAACAAUUGCUGAGAGUACUUUGACAGAUUUAGGAUGGUCAUUGGAGUUUAACAGGGUAUGGACCUUAAUGAUGCCUUUGUGCCAAGUGAUUUUUAUACCUAAUAGUGUCAAUUAUCUAUCUAAAUAGUUAGCAAAAGGGACGAGAGUUUAUUUGUGUUAAAGUCAUAAAAAUAUUACCUAUAAGAUUUGUGCAAUGGACUAUUACUUAACUGUUGACUGAGAUUUAGCAGUUAUUUAAAAUUGCCACAACUCUGUAUCUAUCCAUAUGUUACGUGCGGACUGCGCACUCGAUUAAUGCAUUUGCGUAAUUUAAUUA